UAGGGAAGGGGGUGGGACCGGAGCCAGAGCCGGUGAGGCUUAGGAAAAGGGGCGGGGAAGGAUCUCCCUCUCCACCCAGCCUCGCGAGAGUGACAUGCGCCGCUGCGCUUCCUGGCGGCUGGGGAAAAGGGGCACGCGCGCUGCUGCUGGGCCAUUCGGCUGUGGUGGGAGGGUGCGAGUUGGAACAGUUCGUACGUAUUAUUGCGCCGCUCCACUCCUCGUAACCGUUUAUCACCUGCUCCGGAGAUACUUUUGCGGCUUGAGAUGGACAGUCGCAACGGUGAUUUCAACAUCCUGUUGGCCACCGACUCCUACAAGGUGACUCACUAUCUGCUGUAUCCACCUAAUACAAGCAAGGUAUAUUCUUAUUUCGAAUGUCGUGAGAAGAGGAAGGAAGAUAUCAAAUCCAAGAGGGUGCAAUAUAAUGAAACUGUGUUCUAUGGUUUACAGUACAUUCUCAAGAAAUAUUUAGCAGGCAGAGUUGUAACAAAGGAGAAAAUUCAAGAGGCCAAAGAGGUCUACAGAGAACAUUUUCAACAUGAUGUAUUUAAUGAGAGUGGUUGGAAUUAUAUUCUUGAGAAACAUGAUGGUCACCUUCCAAUAGAAGUAAAGGCAGUUCCUGAAGGAAGUGUCAUCCCUCGGGGAAAUGUCCUUUUUACGGUUGAAAAUACAGAUCCAGAAUGCUAUUGGCUGACUAACUGGGUUGAGACAAUUCUUGUUCAAACUUGGUAUCCAAUCUCUGUGGCCACGAAUUCCAGAGAACAGAAGAAAAUUUUAGCCAAGUACUUGAUGCAGACUGCUGGUAAUUUAGAUGGACUGGAGUACAAGCUUCAUGACUUUGGUUACAGAGGGGUUUCAUCACAAGAGACGGCAGGAAUUGGAGCAUCUUCUCAUCUAGUAAACUUCAAAGGAACAGACACUGUUGCAGGGAUCACGGUCAUCAAGAAGUAUUAUGGAACAAAGGACCCGGUGCCAGGCUUUUCAGUUCCAGCAGCAGAACACAGUACAAUUACAGCAUGGGGAAAAGACUGUGAAAAAGAUGCCUUUGAACACAUAAUGAAGAAGUUUUCCACUGUGCCUGUAUCAAUUGUCAGUGAUAGUUAUGACAUUUAUAAUGCUUGUGAAAAAAUCUGGGGUGAGCACUUGAGAAGUUCAAUAGAAGCAAGAAGCCCUGGAGCCCCACUCAUUAUUCGGCCAGAUUCAGGAAAUCCACUUGAUACAGUUUUACAGGUUCUUGAGAUCCUUGGAAAGAAAUUUCCACCAACUGAGAACUGUAAAGGUUUUAAAGUGCUUCCUCCUUACUUGAGAAUUAUUCAGGGAGAUGGUGUGGAUAUAUACACUCUGCAAGAGAUUGUACAAGGCAUGAAAGAACAUAGAUGGAGUAUUGAGAACAUUACCUUUGGAUCUGGUGGUGCUUUGCUGCAGAAGAUGACAAGAGAUCUUCUGAAUUGUUCCUUCAAAUGCAGUUAUGUGGUAACCAAUGGACUUGGGGUAAAUGUUUUCAAAGAUCCAGUUAUGGAUCCAAACAAGCGAUCUAAGAAAGGGCGUCUGUCUUUGCACUGUACUCCUUCAGGGGAUUAUGUUACGCUUGAAGAGGGUAAAGGAGAGCUGGAAGAAAAUAGUCCUGAUCUGCUGCAUACAGUUUUCAAGAAUGGCAAAGUUAUAAAGAGCUACACCUUUGAUGAAGUGAGGGAAAAUGCUCAGCUGAAGAUGAGUGAAUGGGGAGACCUUCCAUAAAUUCAAGUUCAUGUCAAAUAUAUAUAUGUACACAAUGAUGGCAUGUCUGCUGCGGGUUCAAUGCACAGAUGUAUGUAUCAUAGCUGUUUUAAAAUUUACCUAUAAAGUUGAAAAAAUUUAUAAAAAUGCUGUACCACAUAAAACAGCAAAAGACAGCCACCAUACCCUGAUCAUCUAGUGCAGUUUGCAUUUUUAACUAACGCUUGCUGUACACAAAUUUUAAAAAUGUGUUGCUUUGAACAGCUGCUGCUUGUGCUGUAAUAUGUAAAUUGUGGGGUAUAAUAGUGGUAACUAGGAAUUAUGAAGAUGUGCAAAUGUUGGUCAUGUGUUUGAACUGGAUAACCUACUUCACAGUGAAAAAUGUUGGCCAAUAUUGGAAGUAAUUUAAAUAUAUAUUUUGUGUACAUAUAUACCAAACUCCUUUUCAAUCUUCCUAUUUUAUGAUUUUUUUUCUCUUAAUCUAUUUUAUAAUUACAGACUCUGUUCUGGUUUGUGACUUAAGACAGUUUGCUGAAUAGGAAAGAAUACAGUUGUGAUGGUACAACCAUUUAGUAUUAUAGUGAACAAAAUCUUUUUGCACACAAAUGUGUUUAAAUUUUGAGGGGAUGGGUAGUUAAUAGUGCACUUUUUAUAGACCUAUUUGUGUGCUGAAAAAUGUAGGCUUUUCAGGAACAUAAACGCUGAGGAAAGAAAAGUAUCUAACCACAACUAAAUUUGCGGUUUGAUGGAAGAAUCAAAAAUAAAUUUAUUGUUGAAGGA
This is a messenger RNA of Carcharodon carcharias (great white shark), 2496 nucleotides long. RefSeq names its product nicotinamide phosphoribosyltransferase 1 (gene nampt1). Gene Ontology annotation, biological process: NAD+ biosynthetic process. The record is from RefSeq and is a predicted model, not a curated record. Bases 265 to 1737 code for a protein of 490 amino acids. NCBI's taxonomy places the organism in Eukaryota, Metazoa, Chordata, Chondrichthyes, Lamniformes, Lamnidae. The transcript is spliced from 11 exons. Gene Ontology annotation, molecular function: nicotinamide phosphoribosyltransferase activity.